UACCCAUCAAUUGACCUUUACAUCCAGCUCAAUUGAGAUAGUCUUUCUCCCACAAUGUCCAGAUUGUUCAGUCAUAUCCGGCGGCGCAGCUCCACGCAUCGCCCGAAGCCUCCCACCCCGCGCAGGGUCUAUGUCGUUUCCAACUCACCUACCUUUGACACUGCUUCCCUGCGCCGACUAGAGACGGAGGGGUUCUCGGUCGAAUAUGUGCCGUUUCUCGCGGAGAGCGACGAUAUCGACCGGGACAGAAGGGAAUUGGAGAGGAUCAUUCAUGAGCGAGGGGAUGACCUUGAACCUGGGGAGAGAUAUGCGAUUGUGGCGUUCAACCGCCCCGCAUAUCUCCUUUUCCGCUCGCAUCACCAGUCAUCAAGCACGAACCCCUUCCCUCGCCUUUGCGCCUUUAUUGCUUUCUACCCAGAUGCCCCGCAGGUGGCAUCUUUAAACUCUUCGGAGCCAGCUCGUCUCCCGCCCUCGACAACCGCAGCAUCAACAUCGACGUCUAUGGCCUUUAAGACUGACGCGAACCUCGCAAUCCAGAUUCACCUCGCUGGGUCGCGGAACGAGAGCUUUGCGAUGUGGGAUGACAGUAACAAGCGGCAUCAUUGCCACCUGCUCUUCUACCCGGAGUCCCAACCAGGCUUUGCAGAGUCCGCUGCCUCAUCGACGUAUGACCGCACUAGUUCGCGAUUGGCAUGGAGCCGAUCGUUGAACUGUUUGAAACGCGGUUUUGGAUGGCCUAGUGGUGGAGGUGAUUGGGGGGCGCCUGAUCCGGAGCUGGUCUGGGAAGGAUAUUGGAGGAAUAUCCACGAGUCCGCCAAAAAUCCACCCUCUACUUCGUCGCCUGACAUGCUUGGUCUGAUGGUGGGUGGAGGAGCUGGGAAUCGGCAAUUCGAUGACCGGACGUGUGUGAAUUGUGUUCCUUCUGGCGUCGGAGGGUCGUCACCCUCCGAAAUCACGACGUUUUACUCCACGAAAUUCGUCCCUUCUGGCCCACCUUCCCAGCGAAUCCGCCUGCUUUCUCGCACUUCGGGCGCGGACCGCGUGGUUGACGAGCUGCUGCUCACCUUUGAGCAUACAGAGGAAAUACCCUGGAUGCUACCUGGGGUACCGCCGACUGGACGUUCUGUUCGCAUCCCCCUCAUCAUGACAGCUGGCUUCCUGGGUGGGAAGAUCGCCAACCACAACAUAUACUGGGAUCAAGCAAGCGUGCUGGUGCAGGUUGGUCUCUUAGACCCAACCCUUAUCCCAACCAGUUUCAAAGCAAUCGGGCCAAACCGCGAAGGAAAGGACACCAUCGAGCGAAUGCCUGUUGUAGGCGAAGAAGCUGCAAGUAGCGUUCUAUAUUAAUUGGAGAGAUAAGCCAUAAUUGAUAAAGCAGAAUUAAGCCACAA
Messenger RNA from Aspergillus nidulans FGSC A4, 1391 nucleotides. RefSeq names its product dienelactone hydrolase. The coding region runs from base 55 to 1347 and encodes 430 amino acids. The transcript has 3 exons. Gene Ontology annotation, biological process: polyketide metabolic process. The record is from RefSeq and is a predicted model, not a curated record. NCBI's taxonomy places the organism in Eukaryota, Fungi, Ascomycota, Eurotiomycetes, Eurotiales, Aspergillaceae.